This is a messenger RNA of Talaromyces marneffei, 522 nucleotides long. RefSeq lists its product as uncharacterized. Gene Ontology annotation, biological process: vacuolar protein processing. The coding region runs from base 1 to 522 and encodes 173 amino acids. The transcript is spliced from 2 exons. NCBI's taxonomy places the organism in Eukaryota, Fungi, Ascomycota, Eurotiomycetes, Eurotiales, Trichocomaceae. Gene Ontology annotation, cellular component: intracellular membrane-bounded organelle. The record is from RefSeq and is a predicted model, not a curated record.
AUGGCUAAGAAAGCAACAAAAUCCCUCGCCGCCCGCAAUGCCGCAGCCCUGAACCGUACACACCUCAUCACCCUCGCCCUGCACGCCCUCUUCCUCACCCUAAACUUCCUCUUCAACCGUCCCAGCGCUCUCACCCGCUACUUCGUGUUAAGUCUUCCCGCUCUCGCAAUCGAAUUCUACCUCGAACGCCUGGGCCGCCCCCGCUACAGCCUACAAGAUGGAUCAUUGCAAUCCGCGGGCGAAGAUCUAGGCGCAAAGGGCUUGACGGAGUUUAUGUGGGAUGUAACCUAUUGGACGUGGGGAUGCAUAGGUGCUGCAUGUGUGUUUGGGGAUAGGGCUUGGUGGUUGUAUCUUGCCGUGCCGGCGUAUUCGGCUUAUUUGGCGUGGACGACUUUCUUUGGCAUGAAGAAGGGUUUGGCUGGGUUGAGUGGUGCGGGUGAGGAAGUGUCUGCUGUGGCUGGGGGUGCGAGUAAGAGGCAGCAGAAGUUGGAGAAGCGUGGUGGUCGUGUGCAGUACCGGUAG